Molecule: messenger RNA, 537 nt
Organism: Glycine soja
Lineage: Eukaryota; Viridiplantae; Streptophyta; Magnoliopsida; Fabales; Fabaceae
Product: receptor-like protein kinase
Exons: 2
Coding region: 1-537 (178 amino acids)
Biological process (GO): protein phosphorylation
Molecular function (GO): protein kinase activity; receptor serine/threonine kinase binding; ATP binding
Source: RefSeq, a predicted model, not a curated record
AUGGGUCUAGACAAAGCUUUUGCUGCAAAGAAGAUAGGAUUUGCUGCGAGCAAAGGUAAGAACUUGAGCAUGGCUAGAGAAAUUCAAACCCUUGGGAAAAUUCGGCAUCGAAAUCUGGUAAAAUUGAAAGACUUUUGGUUGAGAAAAUAUUAUGGUAUAAUUUUGUUCAGCAACAUGGCAAAUGGAAGUCUUGACGAUGUUUUGCAUGGAAAGACACCACCACUAACCUUAGAGUGGAAUGUCAGGAAUAAGAUAACUGUUGGAAUUGCUCAUGGAUUGGUUUAUCUCCAUUAUGACUGCGAUCCUCCCAUAUUGCACCGAGACAUCAAGCCAAGCAAUAUACUUCUCGACUCUGAUAUGGAGCCUCACAUUGUUGACUUUGGUAUUGCCAAACUUCUGGAUCAAUCUUCUUCUGCUUCCGAUGCUUCUUCCAUUUAUGUUCCGAGUACAAUUGGUUAUAUUGCACCAUGUUGGAAUUCAGAGGAGAAAAGUUUUAGAAACCCUAAUUCGAGGAAGAAGAAGCAGUGUUACUUUUAA